AUGAUACUGGAUGACAAACUGAGGGUAGGUUUUUGUCCUAUUCAGAAAGUUGGAUCUACAUUCUGGCGUCGUGUUUUAGAGUACUGUGGUGAUAAGCGGAGUUAUUCUUCUGUAUUUGCUGUUAAAUGGUUUGACAUGAAGACACCCCAUAUAGAGAAGUACGGGAAAAGAGGACCAGCUCUUCUUAACAGUUCACUGAAGUUCAUGUUCGUGAGAAACCCAUACCAGCGGCUAUUUUCGGGUUGGGUGGACAAGCUUCUAUCCUCCAAUCCCUUGUACUGGGAUAAGAUUGGACUGAAAGUCAAGAAGUUUUUAUAUAAAAACACUACAUCUGUUUGUGGACACGACGUUACCUUUUCAGAUAUGGUGAAAUAUUUUAUUCAUUCGGAACGAUCUAACGUCAAACGGGAUCCUCAUUUCAUACCAAUGUACGACCAUUGCAGUCCAUGUCACCAUACUUUCGAUUUCAUUGGAACAAUGGAAACGUUCAGCACUGAUGCUGAACAUUUGCUGAAAAUAAUCUCGAAUCGUUCACAUGUCAAUAUUUCAAUGGAAGACAUAGAAGAUGCUGGGUAUGAUAGCUUGUACGACCACACUACACGUUUGUACCGGUUCGUGAAAGACACAUUAAGAUGUGUCAGUUUUUACGAGGCUAUGCAGAGAACAUGGCGGAAUCUGCAGAUACGCGGUUACCUCGGUAUGAACGUGAGUGUACCGUUCACGCGGGAGGAGGCGGACUCGGUGGUAAAGGAGGAAUUUCUGGGCGCCCUCAUCACAGCGUACGAGUCUUCCGGUACUAAAGCGUACCGCAGGGCUAACAGACGAAAUGCAUUGCUGGAAGCAUAUGGAACUGUAGAUAACGCUGAUCUAGAAAAACUGCGUCGAAUAUUUAAACCGGAUUGGGUUUUGUUUGGGUACAGUGAUCGACCUAUUGAAAUCUUUGAGUUAUCCCGGCACUACAAAAACUCGUUCAGUUUCUUUAGAAUUUUCAAAUAA
Messenger RNA from Pecten maximus, 996 nucleotides. RefSeq names its product carbohydrate sulfotransferase 11-like. The record is from RefSeq and is a predicted model, not a curated record. Gene Ontology annotation, biological process: carbohydrate biosynthetic process. Gene Ontology annotation, molecular function: sulfotransferase activity. Lineage: Eukaryota; Metazoa; Mollusca; Bivalvia; Pectinida; Pectinidae. Bases 1 to 996 code for a protein of 331 amino acids. Gene Ontology annotation, cellular component: membrane. The transcript has a single exon.